AUGCAACUUGAGCAUGACAAGAAAUAUGCGAGUGAGGAAGAGGAACAAUUCCGCAUGAAUGUCUAUUUGGAGAAUAGGCACUAUGUCGCAGAACAUAAUCAGAUGUUUGCCCGAGGAGCGACGACUUUCUCUGUAGCCCUGAACAAAUAUUCCGAUCUGUACAACGUUUGGAUUUUUAAAGGGUUUUCUAAAGAAACCAUGCGUGUCCAGUUGAGAAAUUGUGAGAUUCCUCUCUCUGUGAAAGUGGUUUUUCAGAAAGAGCCCAGGCUGUUACUAUUAAUUCAAUUGGCUUGUGAUGUGUUAUUAGUUACAUUCAAAUCGUUUCCUGAACCGUUUUCAUUAUUAAGGAGCGAGAUCUCUUACACCUGUUCGCAGCUACUUCAUGAAUUUAUGGAGAAAAUGACUGGGUAUCAUGGGGAGACAGAAUCGUCAGACAGAUCUGGGUUACUUGUUCCUUCAUCUUGGAUUGAGCCCCUCCAUACGAAUCCUCCGGCAGAAAUGGAUUGGCGAACGAGAGGUGCUGUCACUCCGGUCAAAGACCAAGGUCACUGCGGCUCAUGUUGGGCAUUCAGUGCUACCGGGUCAGUGGAGGGGUUGCAUUUCCGGAAGACAGGAAACCUGGUUUCCCUUAGUGAAAAGAACCUCAUUGACUGCUCUAAGAAUUUUAACCGUGGCUGCAGUGGUGGAAGGGCGGAAUGGGCAUUUCAAUACAUCAUAGAAAACAAUGGGAUUGACACAGAGGAAAGUUACCCCUAUGAAGCGAAGGAUAAUGUAUGUCGCUACCAUCCCUCAACGAAAGGGGCAAAUGUCACGGGAUAUGUAGGGUUGCCGAAAGGGGACGAAGAUACACUGCAGAAAGCUGUUGCUAUUAUCGGGCCUAUUUCCAUUACCAUGGAUGCCAGACAUGACUCCAUCAAAAGCUAUCACAAA
Messenger RNA from Darwinula stevensoni, 930 nucleotides. Lineage: Eukaryota; Metazoa; Arthropoda; Ostracoda; Podocopida; Darwinulidae. The record is from the annotation of a GenBank genome assembly.